AUGGCAGACUUGCAAAAGAACUUCACAGAUUGCCCUACGGCCAAAAAGGCCGUCCACCAGCUGAACUCCGACCUCCAAACCUUGGACACGCAGUACAACAUGCUGGGAGAUCUUGCUGCGAAGGGUGAAAGGGAUGAUCACAAUCCUGAGUGCACCAAAGUAUCGCAAAGUGAAGCCAAGAUUCGGACUGCAAAAAAGCACUUCAAGAAGGUGGAAAAGGACAUUCCUGCGAAGGAAAAUUUACCACUAGAAGGUGAUCACUCUGAGAAAGAACCACAAACCAGUGAGUUGAAACUUCAUUCGGUUUUUGAGGACCACUACAUGCAAUAUGAUGAUUUGAGAAAUCUGCCACGGUCAAUGGAUGUUUUUCGGAAAAUUGAAAAAGACCCUGUCCUAUGGUUACAGCUUCCGAGACCAGCAGCAACGGCAGGGAGAGUGUUGGAACAUUCAAUCAACACGUUUCAACGGCUGUAUUCCGCCAACAAACCCAUGACGUUCAAGUUCGGCCUGACACACGAUGCUUCUGUUCGCUUUCACAACCGUCGUUUUGGAUAUGUCACUUCAAAGGAUCCAUUUGACUAUAUGUUGGUUCUUUACGCGACCUCGAACUCACAUGGGGCUGCUUUUCUUGAAGCAGCCAGCAGCAUCAGCCAGAUCUUGACUGCACAGGCCGUGGCCGCUGAUUUUGGAGAGGAAGAAUCUGCUAAACGAGGAAUUUCACAAUGGGCCAAAGCUGAUGUAACACACCCAGAACGGGAUGCCCACCGGAUCAUGAAGAAACAGAAAACAAAAUUGGACAUACCUAUGGGUACCAUACAAUGUGAUGGCCACCAGGUUCCUUGGAUAUCUCCUGAGUCGUGGCUAAAGUACUUGAUAGACAAAGGCCUGUGGCCACGCCUGGCUGGCUGUGAGUCUUUUGACUAUGCUGGUUCGCGUGAGAAUUGGACGACAUUCUGGGAGAAAUAUGAAAAGAUCAACCCUGGUUUCGAGCUUUUCCAAAUGGAAGGAAUAGACCUUUCAAGGACUGCUGCCUGUUUCAUUCAUGGUGACGAAGGUCGCACUUUGAAAAAGGGAGGAAUGCUUGUCACUUCUUUGCAAUCUGCUCUUGGACGUGGCUAUGAUCAGAAGCGGGUUAGAGUCAGGGGCCCAAAUGACCGUCAACUUCAGGCGAACUUUGCUGGGCAUAGCUUUACGACAAGGUUUGUUGUCAGCACCAUCCCGAAGACUGCUUACGAGUCCCAGCCAGAAGUUUUCCAUGCUGCUAUCGAGCAUGUGGCCAAGUCAUGCAGCAGGUUGCUUCAGAGUGGGUACGUGGACAAAGCCAGGAAUGGCGAGCUGUUUCGGAUCGUGAUUUUGGGGGUGAAAGGCGAUGCUCCAUACCUGUCGAAGGUGGCUCAUUUCUACAGAUCCUACAACACUGUUGCUAAACGGGGUGAAGAAAGAGGUGCACCUAAAGGUUGUUGCCCAUAUUGCCUUGCAGGUACUACUUUGUGUGCUGCUGAGGAGAUAGGUACAUCAACACCAAGAUGGUUGAGUACAGUUGCUGUGAAGCUUCCAUGGACCCGGGAGCCAUCCAUCAUCAAGUACUUGAUGCACGAUCGAGCUGAUCCCGCUUCAUUCUUCAAGUCGGACAUUUGGCACGUUUUCCAUUUGGGUUUUGGGCGCUCCUGGGUUUGCAGUGUUAUCCAGCUGCUCCUACCAUUUCUGCCUUGUUCGAAUCUGGAACAAAAAUGGGACUAUUUGACUGAUCACUACAUGAGAUGGUGUCGUGCCAACAGCAAACAAUCUCACAUCAGCAAAGUCAGUGCCUACCUGGUAUCUUAUGGUGAUGCAGGUGGUGCAAUGGGCAAUUGGCAUAAAGGAGCCCUAACGACAAAUUUUUGUCAAUGGAUCGUGGAUCUACUGGGCUCAGAAGGUCGUGAUCCGGAUGGGUUGCUGGUGAAAUGUCGAGAGGCUACGUUUCGAGUCAACUCUUUGUUCAGUAUGCUGUACAAAGCAGGCGCGUUUCUGGGGGAAUCUGAAUGCGCGCAUGUUGCUGAACAAGGUCUACGCUUUUUAGCAGUCUACGCAGAACUUGCGUUGAAAAUGUACAGAGCCAAUCGGCAAUAUCUGUUUCCGUUAUACCCAAAGCUUCAUAUAUGGCACCAUUUGGUUUUGGCUGUGAAACAGUCUGGGGAGCGCAAUCAAAGCGCAAUCAACCCCACAAUGUGGGGAUGCCAAAUGGAAGAAGACACAGUGGGCAGAGCCUCGAGGCUCAGCCGUCGAGUAAAUAUUCGACGGGUGGCCUCGAGAACUUUAGAAAGAUACUUAGUGUCAGCCUACACGGCAUUCUCAAAAGCUGGGCUGUUGUCUUAG
Messenger RNA from Cladocopium goreaui, 2355 nucleotides. The record is from the annotation of a GenBank genome assembly. NCBI's taxonomy places the organism in Eukaryota, Dinophyceae, Suessiales, Symbiodiniaceae.